Messenger RNA from Uranotaenia lowii, 6708 nucleotides. RefSeq lists its product as uncharacterized. The record is from RefSeq and is a predicted model, not a curated record. The coding region runs from base 1 to 6708 and encodes 2235 amino acids. Gene Ontology annotation, biological process: DNA integration. The transcript has a single exon. Gene Ontology annotation, molecular function: nucleic acid binding. Lineage: Eukaryota; Metazoa; Arthropoda; Insecta; Diptera; Culicidae.
AUGAAACCUUCUUCCGGAAGUAAUCCCGUUGCUACACCGAACCAACGCCGAAAGGGAUACAACUGCUAUGCGUGCUCGGAGCCUGAUUCCAUUUGCGAUCUCGUCCAGUGUGAUCGCUGCAAGCGCUGGUGGCAUCAAUCGUGUGCGGGAGUUACUCCGUCGGUGGAAAAUCGGCCAUGGUCUUGCCGACUAUGCUCACCAGUACCCAGCCAGCCAACAAUUCGUGCUAAAUCAACUACUUCCGAGAAAAGCUCCCGGGCUCGCAAACGUGAUCUUCAGCUGCAGCAGCUUGAUGAAAAGCGCGCAUUGGAUCGUAAAGCGAGGGAGGUGACAUUGAGAGCCACGUUGGAAGAAAUAGAGGCCGAGAAACAGCAUGUCUCGGAGAGAUUCUCCGUUAUGCAGGCGGAGGAUUCUUCCAGCGAAGAAGAAGAAGAAGGUGAUCGAUCGAUUUUGAACACUACAAUCGAGCGGUCUUAUAGAACUCAAGAUUGGGUACAAUCAUCGCCCACCAUCAACGAAGUGAAUCAGCAGCAGGCAACGAAUAGCAGCGCGAUUCAAACCGAAUCCAACCAACAAGAAUUGCCACCGACCCCCCAGCGGAUUACCGGUGCCUUUCCAAAGCGGCGCAGUAUGGUCCAGCAUCCGGAUCUGGGUCCUUCCAGAAUGAACUGGCCGAAUUGGGAUUCCCUUUCCGUGGUAGGAAUGCAUCAAUGGGAAUCGUUAUUACUGCGAAAGAACAUCUUUCACGUGCAAGAUCCGAAAGCAGGGCCGCUAGAUCGUAACGCGGUUUAUGGGUCGCCGGUUAUUGAUCGUACGGUCCAGGAUUCCACCAGUACAGCGAAGGAUAAAUCAGAGGUCCAACUAUACCAGUCGGGACCAUCAGCUCCAGCGUUGGCACCUCCGACCAGUUCUGGUUAUUGUCUUCCAGUACCGGAAAUUACUUCACGCUCGGUGCUCAGUGCGCCGAAUCAGGAGACAUCGAAUAGGAAUGUCGAACCGGCAUUCCUUAGGCCUUCAUCAAAACCAACGGUACCCAACCCAAAUUGGGCGCAGCCUAUUCCGGCGAUGGCUCAACGGCAGCAGGUCGGUCCGAGGGACAAGCAAAUAUUGGAGGAGCAGCGUUCAUCGAAAGCGGGUCAACCGCCCUACCAGCAGUGGCCGGAGCGAUCGACGAUGAUACCGUCGGUGGUCCAGCCUUCAACGUCGGGUCAACCGGUGCCAUCUUCAAGGGCUUCCAACCAGCAACGGCUCGCAUCAACACAGCCACCGGUAACCACUCCUCCCCCCCUCCAUCAAGCUCAAGGUAAGGCCGAACCAUUUUAUUCUUCUUUCGAACAAUACAUGCCGCUCAAUAUUGCCCAUAAUCACAACCAUACUGCCCAUAAAACCACCAAUGAACAUAAUUCAAACCAUACUGCCUUCAAUACCAAUAAUACUUACGAUUAUCGAAACGAUAAUAAUCAUAAUGCAAAUAAUUAUUCUGCUAAUGAUUCGAGCCAUGAUAGAAAUCAUAACAUAGACCACCUCGCACCCCUUAUAAAACAACUCGGCUUAGGCCCGAAUGAAUUUCCGGAUUUUACCCAUUUUCUGAAUACUUUUCAACCAACCCCCUCUCAACUACUAGCCCGUCAAGUUUUCCCAAGGGACCUCCCAACCUUUGACGGUAAUGCCAACGAUUGGCCAGUUUUUGUCAGCAGCUUUACAAACUCUACGCUAGCUUGCGGCUAUAGUCCGGUUGAGAAUCUCGGUAGACUUCAACGCUGCCUGAAAGGUCAUGCCUUAGAAUCAGUCCGUAGCCGACUUCACACCCCAGAAUCGGUUCCUUUCAUUAUGCAAACCCUACGUUUUCUUUAUGGGCGUCCAGAGCUUCUUAUCAAUGCCCUACUGGAUAAAGUUCGUUCCGUCCCCGCACCGAAAGCGGAUAAGCUUGCGACUUUCAUAGAUUUCGGGAUUGCAGUACAAAGUCUUUGUGGUCAUUUGGAUGCCGCCAAUCAACAAGACCAUCUGUCAAAUCCGAGUCUGCUGAACGAGUUAGUGAACCGACUGCCUCCAGACUAUCAGUUCAAGUGGGUGGAGUUUAGUGAAUUCGAAGAAAGAGUGGAUCUGAAACUGUUUUCAACGUUUGUGACGAAAGUGGCGAAGUCUGCGAGCCGUGUCUCCGUCUACAACGGAGCUGUGAAAAGGGAGGACAAGCUGAAACCGAAGCGUGGAUCCUUGAAUGUGCACUCGGAGUGUGAGGAACGGAACCAGGUGCCUACCGAAAAACUCUGUCCAGCCUGUUUUCGAAAUCAACAUUCACUGAAAGAUUGUAACAGGUUUUCAGCUAUCAGUGUCGACGAGCGGUGGAACCUUGUGCAGCGAUAUGGAGCGUGCCGCAAUUGCCUGAACUUCCACGGGAAGCGGUCCUGUCGUAUCAGCGGUAGGUGUGGAGUCAACGGCUGUACACAUCGUCACCAUCAGCUCCUACAUUCCGGCCGUUCGAAAAACCUGACAUCAAACCCACGAGAACCUGGUUCAGGAAGCGGACAUCAGAACAAGCCAACGACGAGGAAUUCUGCUAACACCGUAGUGCCAAUUUCACAGCCAUCUACUUCUCAUACACCAACCCAUGGAAACAACUAUGCCCACCAUAGUCCGGAACUUACUUUCUUGUUCCGAAUUCUUCCGAUUACGGUUCAUGGGAACGGCAAGUCAGUGGAGACCUUUGCCUUUGUUGAUGAAGGGUCGUCACUCACUAUGGUCGAAGACUCGCUCGUUGAAGAGCUAGGAAUACAAGGAACACCACAGGUUUUGUGCCUCCAGUGGACCGGCGAUAUGAUGCGUACAGAGCAGGAGUCCAAGAUUGUCGACAUCAAGAUUUCUGGUCCGAGUAAAAACAAGAUGCGUUUAAGCGACGCGCGUACGGUGAGCAACCUUGCACUCUCCACUCAAUCUCUGGAUUACGAAGGUCUGGUUAGAAACUAUCCACACUUGAAAGGGCUUCCAGUUGCCAGUUACAAAGAUGCCGUGCCAAGGAUCCUCAUUGGCGUCAAUAACUUACACAUGACAGUUCCGCUUCGGAUCAAACAAGGUCGCACGAACGAGCCGGUGGCAGCGAAGACGAAGCUGGGUUGGUGCAUUUAUGGUGGUCGGUCCUCAGAGCACACAGCAGUCCAGGUGAACUAUCACGCGUGUAGCUGUUCACAAGACGAUUCACUGCACAAAGUAGUGAGAGAAUACUUCGAGAUGGAAGACAUGGGGAUUCAUGCUACUACGAGACUCGAGUCAGAAGCUGAUAUGAGAGCGCGCAGGAUUCUGAAGGAAUCGACACAGAAGCAAGGAGACCGAUACGAGACGGGUCUGCUGUGGAAGUACGAUCAAUUUGAAUUUCCCGACAGUUAUCCGAUGGCCUUUAAACGAUACGAGUGCCUGGAGAAGAAGAUGGCUCGGAAUCCGGAACUGCGUCUAAAUUUGACGAAGCAAAUGGAGAGCUACCAAGCCAAAGGGUAUGCACAUCAAAUAACCGAAGAUGAGAAAAUGAACUCCGAUCCAAGACGUGUCUGGUACUUACCACUAGGCGUUGUGGUGAAUCCGAAGAAGCCCGGGAAAGUGCGGAUGAUUUGGGAUGCAUCAGCGACAGUCGACGGCAUCUCACUAAACACUAUGCUGCUCAAAGGUCCAGACGAGUUAGCCCCUCUUCCCUGGGUGCUUUUCCGGUUCCGACAGUACGAGUUUGCAGUUACCGGAGACAUUGCUGAAAUGUUUCACCAGAUCCGUAUCAACGAGCGUGACAGACAAGCGCAGCGGUUUCUUUGGAGGCCGGAUGGAAGCAGUAAACCUGAAACCUACGUAAUGGACGUCGCUACGUUCGGUUCAGCGUGUUCACCAGCGUCAGCCCAGUACGUGAAAAACAGGAACGCCCAGGAAUUCAAACAAACAAGCCCUCGCGCGGUCGAAGGAAUUAUAAACGGCCAUUAUGUUGACGACUACGCCGAAAGUUUCAGCACCGUAGCCGAGGCAAUACAGAUAGCGACUGAGAUCAAAUCGAUACACGCAGCAGGUGGUUUCAACAUACGGGACUGGAGAUCAAACAGUGAGAAAGUUGUAAAAGCUCUUGAUGGAAACGUUUCUUCCGAACCCAAAUCCCUGAAGCUGGAGACAACUUUGACUGCCGAAAGAGUGCUCGGAAUGCACUGGCUGCCGCAUGACGACGUCUUGGGCUAUUCUACCGCUUUGGCCCCGGAACUGCAGGAGAUAGUGUCGUCUAAACGUAAACCUACGAAGCGCGAGGCACUUCGCUGUCUUAUGACGUUUUUCGACCCCUUAGGGUUGCUCGCAGCAUUUGUGUUGCAUGGAAAGGUCUUACUCCAGGAUAUUUGGCGCGCUGGUACGCAAUGGGACGAAGUCGUGGGAGACGAAGAGCACGAGAAAUGGCUACGCUGGAUCGAAGGUUUUCCGCUUAUCGAUAGCUUGCAGAUUCCACGAUGUUACUUCGACAGUGUUGACUACGAUGAUAUACAACUCCACAUUUUCGUGGAUGCUAGCGAGGACGCCUGCGCUGCUGUGGGAUACUUCCGUGUUCCAAAGAUAACCGGGGGGUACGCGUGUGCACUGGUUGCAGCAAAAACGAAGGUCGCACCUUUGAAGCAUUGGUCCAUCCCACGCCUGGAACUUCAAGCGGCUGUAAUGGGAACCCGUCUAAGAAAAUUCAUCGAAGAAGGCCAUACAUUCGAAAUCAAGCGAUGUGUUCUCUGGUCCGACUCAAGCACUGUGCUGGCAUGGAUCCGGUCCGAUCAUCGGAGAUACACCCAGUUCGUAGCCUGCAGAGUAGGGGAAAUCCUUUCAAACACUAACAUCGCAGAGUGGCGAUGGGUCCCAUCAAAACAGAACGUCGCCGACCUCGCUACCAAAUGGGGACAAGGCCCGCCUUUGACUGCAGAAAACGCUUGGUUUCGUGGUCCGGAUUUCCUGCAAGAAGACGAAGACGAAUGGCCACAACAGAGGAAGCCAACUAGCACCGAGGAGGAGUUGAAGACGUCACGCCAAAUUUCCUGUCUCCAUUCUGGGUUUGUAGCUCCAGUAGCGAUCAUCGACACCAGUAGAUUCAGCAAGUGGGAGCGAAUACUGCGAACUGUGGCAUAUGUACAUCGCUACGUAAAUCGUCGAUUUAAGAUGUAUCCCGUCGAAGCAGAAAGCAGUUACCUGAGCCAGGAGGAGUUGUUAGCAGCUGAAAACACACUGUUCUGGAUAGCGCAGCAACAAUCGUACCCGGUGGAGGCAUCUAUCCUUCGACGGAAUCUUCACCAGAAAUCGAACGGUCAGGAUCGUCUCCCAAAGCAUAGCGAACUACACCACAUUUCACCAUACUUCGACGAAAACUUUGUCCUCAGAGUGGAUAGCCGAGUUGGAGCAGCAAAAAACGUCGCCAUGACAGUGAGGUAUCCUGUCAUUCUUCCUCCGACCCACAGAAUUACUGAGCUGAUCAUCGACUUCUAUCAUCGAAAGUUCCUGCAUGCCAACUUUGAAACUGUGGUGAACGAGCUUCGCCAGUCCUUCCACAUUUCGAAGAUUAGAACAACGGUCAAGAAAAUAAUCCGCCAGUGUCAACAUUGUAAGGUAUACAGGUGCAAACCACAGGUACCUAGGAUGGGUCCUCUGCCCGCAGCACGGCUAGCAUCGUUCGAACGUCCAUUCAGCUACGUCGGUUUAGACCUGUUUGGUCCAAUCCUGGUUAAGAGAGGCAGAAGUUCGGUUAAACGCUGGGUGGCUCUAUUUACCUGCUUAACCAUAAGAGCAGUUCACGUCGAAGUAGUCCACAGCCUCACAACAGAAUCCUGCAUUAUGAGCAUUCGGCGCUUUAUUGUUCGACGAGGGGCACCACUGGAAAUCCAUUCGGAUAACGGAACCAACUUCCGUGGAGCCGGCAACAUUCUCGAACAACAAAUCGGCCAGUUUCAGGACGACUUAGCAGCAACCUUCACCAACACUCACACCAAGUGGGUCUUCAUACCUCCAGGAACGCCUCACAUGGGUGGGAGCUGGGAGCGUAUGGUACGCUCAGUGAAAACGGCCAUGGAAAAAAGCUUGUGCGCGGGACGGAAGCUCGACGACGAAGGCCUCAAUACAUUUGUGGUAGAAGCUGAAGGAGUCGUCAACUCCCGACCUCUGACAUAUUUACCAUUGGAUAGCGAGGAAGCUGAAUCCCUGACGCCCAACCACUUUUUGCUAGGCAGUUCGAACGGCGUAAAGCAACCGAGCAAGCAAUUUGUGGAUGGAGCUGUAGCCCUGAAGAGCAUCUGGAACCAGAUAGAGUGCCAGCUGGACAUGUUUUGGCGUCGUUGGGUCCGGGAAUAUCUACCCACUUUGACUCGUCGCACGAAGUGGUUCAACGAAGUUCAGGAGAUCGGCGUGGGGAACUUGGUUGUAAUUGUGAACGAAGCUAAGAGAAAUGGGUGGGUGCGAGGUAGGGUUCUGGAAGUAUUCCCCGGGGUAGACGGGAGAGUUCGCCAUGCAGUAGUGCAAACAAAUAGAGGGUUGUCAAGGCAAUCGGUCAGUAGACUGGCAGUGUUGGAUGUUGAGCUUAUGGGUGACACGGAUCCAAAGGCAGUCAUCGGCCAGCGUCACGAGGGGGAGGAUGUUGACAUCGGCAACACUGCAAGCGUCGCUUUCGACGCGCCGCUUUCGACGCGCCGCUGUGAAAUGCAGUUCAGUGGCGAGCGGAUCAACUGA